Molecule: messenger RNA, 2217 nt
Organism: Sinocyclocheilus anshuiensis
Lineage: Eukaryota; Metazoa; Chordata; Actinopteri; Cypriniformes; Cyprinidae
Product: neuronal calcium sensor 1-like
Exons: 8
Coding region: 519-1091 (190 amino acids)
Molecular function (GO): calcium sensitive guanylate cyclase activator activity; calcium ion binding
Source: RefSeq, a predicted model, not a curated record
CUCACAGAGAGAGCCAGCGAAUGCGUAUGCAUGUCUGAGUCAGUCAGUGAAUCGAUUCCUCUUCCAGUGGACCGAGCCAGACAGCAGUGAGCACCCAGUUGAAGAGUGCCUCUCCUGGGCUCGAGCGCUGCUCAGAGCCACUGAUUCCACAAGGGAACCGCAGACACUGGCAGGACUGGAGGAGUGUCACCGGUUAACAGAUUAAAGCCCUCUCUGUUUCUCUCUCUCUUUCAUUCCCUCUGAGUGAAGAGAGACAACUCUAGGCACUGCAUGCUGUAAUAACAUUGCUUCUGUGUAAUUUGCUCCUCUCAAUUACUUGUCCUUCCUCCUCUGCUUUUACACUGCUGCGGUUUGGAGGAAAGGCAGGGCACGAUUCAAAAGGGCUUGUGCGUCUCUUGUGCUGCCGCCUCGUUCUCCCUCAGUCCUUCUUUCUCUCUCUUUCUUUAAAUGUAAGUGGAAGGUGGGAUUGGGGGGAGUGCAUUAGGGAGUGGGAUAAACCGUUGCGGCCAGCUGGAGAGAUGGGCAAAUCCAACAGCAAACUAAAGCCUGAGGUAGUGGAAGAGCUGUGCAGAAAGACCUACUUCACAGAGAAGGAAGUUCAGCAGUGGUAUAAGGGUUUUAUCAAAGACUGCCCCAGUGGUCAGUUGGACGUAGCUGGCUUUCAGAAGAUCUACAAGCAAUUCUUCCCCUUCGGUGAUCCCACCAAAUUUGCCACCUUUGUCUUCAAUGUCUUUGAUGAAAACAAGGAUGGACGAAUCGAGUUCUCAGAGUUUAUUCAAGCUUUGUCUGUCACAUCCAGAGGGACGCUGGAUGAAAAACUCAGAUGGGCCUUUAAACUUUAUGAUCUUGAUAAUGAUGGCUACAUAACCCGAGAUGAGAUGCUGAACAUUGUGGACGCCAUCUACCAGAUGGUGGGGAACACAGUGGAGUUACCCGAGGAGGAAAACACACCAGAGAAAAGAGUCGACCGCAUCUUUGCUAUGAUGGAUAAGAAUGCAGAUGGGAUGUUGACUCUACAGGAGUUUCAGGAGGGCUCCAAGGCAGACCCCUCUAUUGUACAAGCACUCUCCCUUUAUGAUGGCCUGGUGUAGGCCCAUCUGAAAGUGGCGUUCAGUAAUCAAUACAGUCCAUUUAUGUCAUCCUGCUGGCACUGUGAGAGGAAAACUGACCUGUCACCAAUCUCUUGGACCUGCCAAGUGCAUUGUAGGUGUUGCUCUUAAGAGGGGAUCAGCUGUCAGUCACUCAUCUCUGGAAAUCCAAAAUUCGCUCAAGACAAUGUGAACCCUUGCAGAACUCAUUUGGGAUGAGUGAUGUACAGUAAAAAACCUCAUGAGAGUCUGAUGGGUUCAGUGCCCGUUUUGUAAAGAAGACACUCAUAUGGACAGUGACUUUGAGGGCAUCCACAUCAGUGUUAUUAAAUGUAAAACUCAAAUAUUCUAAACACCAAUGAAUGAGUUCAUUAUAUUGCUGUGGACUUUGUCAUAGGACCCAGUUGGAUUUUGGUCUAGCCUUCACUACAUGAUGAACGAAGAUGCAUUUGCAACGUUCCAUGGGGCUUCAGCAAGCACUGGCAUUGAACAACAUGCAUCUAGCUUUAUUUAUUUAUAUAAUCUUUCUAUGUAAAUUAGCAAUCUUCAACAAUAAACAAAAACUUAUAAAUCUCCUUAUAAAUCUCAUGCUUAUUCUUGAGACCUGAUAGUUAACGUCUGGCAGCCAUGAUGUAUUAUACUGAGACUGUAUUUACUCACAUGCCCCUGCUUUGCUUGACCCAUAGGCAGCCUCAUUGUACACCUUGUGAUGUAGAAUGCAAAUUUUCUACAGUAUUGCAUAUGACUGUCGUGAUGGUGUGGGCGUAUAUAUGAUGAAGUCAGCACUGGCAAACAUGCUCUUCUCAGACAGCUAUUGUGUUGCACCUCUGGCUUCUUUGAAAGUAUGAGAUUAAUUUUGUACCAAUAGCAUAUACAGCAUUCAUCAGCACUGCACAUGCCCGCAGUGUUUGAAGUGUUGGUGUAUUUAGAUUACUGCUAAUGUUACGGGUGUGGUUAAAAUCAUCUUGGUUAAAGUCUUUUUUUUAAGCCCAACAUUUCAUCUUUCUAAUAUGGCCAUCUGGGAAUGUUACAAGGUCUAUCUGUUCUCCAAUUGCAAAUGCACUGCUGAGUUUGUCUUAAUGUCACAGAGACACUGCAGUAGGUGAAAUAUUGUGGUUAUGGGGUAAUG